Molecule: messenger RNA, 896 nt
Organism: Melanotaenia boesemani (Boeseman's rainbowfish)
Lineage: Eukaryota; Metazoa; Chordata; Actinopteri; Atheriniformes; Melanotaeniidae
Product: aquaporin-8-like
Exons: 5
Coding region: 70-837 (255 amino acids)
Biological process (GO): transmembrane transport; water transport
Cellular component (GO): plasma membrane
Molecular function (GO): water channel activity
Source: RefSeq, a predicted model, not a curated record
AGUGUACGUGCUUGAGGUGGGAUAAUGAGAGUUUAAGAUAAAAACAAGGCAACUGUGGGUGCAGAGAAAAUGGAAAUGGGCGACGUAGAUUCUACUCUCAUGGAGAAGGGGAAGAAACCACCAGAAUCCAAACCUCGCCACAAAUAUGAGAGAUUGUACCAGCCCUGCCUCGCUGAGCUAGUUGGGACCAUGUUCUUUGUUUUCAUUGGCUGCGUGUCUGUCAUUGAGAACGUGCCAGCAGCUGGACGGCUGCAGCCGGCCCUGGUUCAUGGUCUGGCCGUGGCUGUGUUGGUGGCUGUAAUGGAUAACAUCAGUGGGUCCCAUUUCAACCCUCCCUUCACUAUUGCCAUCUACUUGUGUGGAGGCAUGGAGCUGAUGAUGGUUGCCCCCUACCUUGUCAGCCAACUGAUUGGAGGGGUGCUUGGAGCUGGAAUGGCCAAGCUGAUGACCCCUGCAGAACGCUACAGCAACGCCACAGGAGCAGCAUUUGAUAUCCUGAAAUCAGACAGCCAGUUGUUCAAGGCCAUCUUUGGGGAGGUGGCCAUGACCUGCCUGGUCACCAUGGUGGUGCUGCUGGUGGCGGUCAAUGGUAGGACGAAAACUCCGCUUGCCCCAUUUCUGGUGGGCUGUACUGUCAUCAUCAACGUCUUAGCAGGGGGGGACGUUUCGGGAACGUGUUUGAAUCCUGCAAGGGCAUUCGGUCCAGCUGUGAUGACCAACUACUGGCUCUACCACUGGGUUUAUUGGGUCGGACCAAUUGGAGGAGGUCUGGUGGCCGCUGCUUUGCUCAGGCUCAUUCUCGGAGAUAAUAAGUUACGAGUCGUAAUGAAAUCAUAAUGUUUAUUAUGGGUUUAUUGUCACAGAGGUGGUUAUAGGAACUUGUAAACAUUUAUAGC